This is a messenger RNA of Oncorhynchus gorbuscha (pink salmon), 1864 nucleotides long. Its product is annotated as E3 ubiquitin ligase TRAF3IP2-like. Gene Ontology annotation, biological process: positive regulation of canonical NF-kappaB signal transduction; humoral immune response. The coding region runs from base 283 to 1602 and encodes 439 amino acids. The record is from RefSeq and is a predicted model, not a curated record. The transcript has 10 exons. Lineage: Eukaryota; Metazoa; Chordata; Actinopteri; Salmoniformes; Salmonidae.
UGGGCGGGGCUUGAGAGAAAGGAAGGUCUACCUCGGUAGCUCGGACGGGGCUGUUCCUGUAUAGUCGGUUGUCUCGAAAGGCACAGUGCGCUCGUCGGAACUUAAUAGAGAUUUCAUCCGGUUAGGAAUGUAAAUUGUUAUGUAGAGUUUGGUAAAAAGAGAAGUAAAACGUGCAUUUUUCAUGACAGAGUCAUAACCUGUCAUUCCUACCUUGAAUCAUUCCUACCUUGAAUCAUUCCUAAGGUUUGUGAAAUCCUUUGGUGUCCUUGGAAUAAGUGAACGAUGUUACCCUCUCUGCAAAGUGCAUCUCCAAGACUCCCUCCCCUGCUGGACAGUCACAGUCAGUGUGAGGAGAAUGAUGAGACAAUGAGUGACGUAUCCAUAUCUAGUGCCCUACACUUAAGGCCCCAUAGUCAACUCAAUUAUCCAGAAGUCCUCAACCAGAGCAGGAUGGCCAAUAGAGAGCCACACGGCAGCCAAGAAGAACCACCAUCAAGAUCCAGCCCAAACUGGCCACCCCAGGGACUAUGUGCUGGCUACAGCCCCCAGACACCCUACCCCGGACAGGAAGAGAUGUGUCUGAGUGCCCUGGACCACCAGAGGUACGCCUGGCUGAAAUCCAGCUUUGCCAACAGCAGCGACGGACGCACUGGAGGGCCAUACCCAGACAGCCUGCCAUCCUACUCAUACCCACACUGUGCAGACUUUGCCAGUUGCCCAGUAGAGGAGGGCUAUCAUGACCAGGGUAAAUCCCACCACUCAUUCCCUGGGCGAUACAGCCCCAGCAUCAGUAGCCUGGAGCAGCCGUACUCUCUGCUCUCCUGCCCACCAGAGGCUGCUCUCCGCUACCCUUUCCUUCCCCCGUACCCCUACCCAACUCAGGGCCCGGUCUGCUGUGCACAGUGCCCUGCACAGGGGCUCGGAAUGGGCCCUGUCCUACAGCUCGUUCCAAGGCCAAGUUACCGUCCACCCUACUAUGGUCCGGACCACUGCAGACAUCAAGAUGCAGCUGGCACCACUCAAAGUGAGAGCUUUGUCCCCCAACACAGACAAAGUGACAGACCAGGGAGUAGUACACAGCUGUCAUUGGAGCAAAGAAAGGUCUUUGUCACCUAUGAGAGAGACAGCGACAACCAUUUUAAAGAGACCAUGAACUUUGUUUCCCUGCUGCGUCACAACGGCUUUGACACUAGUGUGGAUGUAUUUGAGCAGCAGCUCAUAAGUAUUAGCGCCAUUGACUUCAUGGAAAAAUACAUCAACGAGAAAUAUUACCUUAUCAUCAUUGUUAUCAGUCCCAAGUAUCAUGAGACUGUAACGGGGGCUAAUAUCUAUAUGGAGAAAGACGAGAGGAUGUUACACACAGUCUAUAUCUAUAAGCAGCUGCAGAAUGAGUUCAUUCAGAAUGGAUGCCAGAACUUCAGAUUCAUUCCCAUACUGUUUCCAGGAGCUAAAAAGUGCCAUGUUCCUGCCUGGCUCCAGAACACUCUAGUCUACACCUGGCCAAAGGACAGAGACGACAUCCUACGUCGACUGAUGAGAGUGGAGAAGUACAACCCUCCGCCUGUUGGGGAGCUACCCACCAUCGUCUCCACCCCCCUCUAGAACCACAGCCUGUUGGGUUUACUUUACAGUGAAGUCCAGUCAUGCUGUUUUUCCAUCAGGACUGGGUCCUAAUCCCAGCCUUUUUGGGGUGAAGGCACUAGUGUUAUUCUAGGGAAUUUGUGUUUCCAUAGCUAUGGCUGGCUGAGUGACACAAAGUUGUGAAGCACAUAAUCAAUAACCUCUGAAUACUCGUCUUUUGAGAACAUCUGUUGCAGUAUUCUGCCCAGGGAGGUUGCAAUAAAUUGGAUUUGAUUGAUAUUUA